AGUUCAUGGGCCCUGCAGGGCCUGUGUUUGUGCCACUGAGCCUCCUGAAUUCUUCAGCAUAAAGGAAUGGUUUUGGCCCCCUCCGUCUGCCUAGGAAGGCAGGAGGGUUUGGGCUGGAAAAAUAUUUUCUUUACUCCUUAAGCAAAGACAUUCUGAGCUUGUCUGCAGUGUGUUAAGUUCCUUUAUCUGAAACUCAUGGGAUGCUAACAAAAGCUGCUCCAAGGUGCGCUUUCUGAUCCUGCUGCAGUCAUUCACUGCAGAGUGAGCUAUUUAAGAAAGAAUUGAGCUGCAGGGAGGUGCAAGGCUGUCACUUUAGCAAUUUCAGUGGCACUGUAACCCACCAGAGUAGGGCAAGUCGGCCAGCUGUGAUCCUGACAUUGCUCAAGGCACUGUGCACUCCAGCCUGGAGCUGAAGAAAUCCCAGAGCCACAAAUGCUUGAACACACAUCCGUGGCCUUGGUGUGGAAGUGGUUAAGGUGGUAACCCCCCGCUGUGCACCGGCCUGGUGACCUUUCCUGUCGUUCCACCUACACCCGAGUUGCUGCUGCUUGGAGACGCUCCGCGCAGCACCGAGCAGGGCUGUGUCUGCCCUCACUAGAGCAGGAGGAGCUCCGCAGCCUUCAGCUGAAGGCAGGCCUGGAUCUUUCCCCUUCCUUGAGGCGCUGGUGAACCGCUCCUGCCCUGCUUGGGGGGGGGGGGGCGCUGAGGAGUGGUGUGGGGCAGCCCCAUCCCGAGGCCGUCCCGGUGCUGCCCUGGCCGUUGCAGCCCAGCGGCAGUUGUUGGGGAGUGGCCGCACCAACGGUUCCCUGGGCGACUGCUGCCUGCCCAGGCUGCCCGCAGCCACCGAGCAGUUCCUGCGGAGCCGGGGAGCGACACUGGACCCUGCACAGAGGGGAUCCUGCAGGAGAAGCGCGAUCUCUGAGAUACGGCUACUGUCAAGAUGCUCCAGUCCAUGGGGUCCUCCACAAAGGCUGGUAGAUUCCAGAGCAAAGUGAUGGCACCUCGUAAUCUUGAGCUAGUCAGAGAAUCAGAGGAGUCUGGAACUUUGACUCCCUCUGCCUUCCUGAAGGAGAUGUCUCUCAGCACUGAGGAGAGGCUGGCCAGCACUCGGAAGAUGAGGCGGCCCCAGAUUAUCCAGCUUCAGGACAUGAGUGAAACCUCAGAUGGAAAGUUCUCAGCAGUUGACCUGGACAAGAGCUUGUUUCAGCCUUUCCCGUCAGAGGUGGUGUUUCAGAACUACCUUCCCUGCGAGGUCUGUGAAGUGCCGCUGAUUCUGAGGAACAAAGACAAGGUUCCUCGGUUGGUGAAGCUCGUCUUGGAAAACUCACCUUAUUUCAAGUUGAUCAGCCCCGAUGGUGGGAGCCAUAAGGUAGCACCUGGCAUGUCUUCAACCUUCCGCAUUAUUUUCACCCCUGAGGAGAACAAGGAUUAUUUCCACCAGCUCAUCUGCAUCACAGAAAGGGAGAAGUUUAUUGUGCCUAUUCGAGCAAUAGGUGCCCGAGCCAUCCUGGACUUCCCUGACCAGGUGAACUUCUCAGAGUGUCCAGUCAAGUUCAACACUCAGAAAACUCUCCUGGUGCGCAACAUCGGUAAUCGUAAGGCUCACUACAGCAUCAGCACUCAGAGCCCUUUCUCUGUGGAUCCCUCCAUUGGAACUCUUGGGAUUGGUGAAGUCAUGCAAGUAACAGUGGUGUUUCACCCACUGAAGACUGGUGAUUAUUCCCGAUCCCUGAUAGUUCACUAUGACACAGGUGAAGAUAUUCACACAAGCCUUUAUGGAGCAGCUGUAGAUGUCAACAUCAGGCUAGACAGGAACUCCUUGACAGUUGAGAAGACUUACCUCACGCUGUCAAACCACAGAUCCAUGGUCAUCCACAACCAGAGUGAAAUCAUAGCCCACUUCCAGUGGAAGCCUUUUGUAAACCAAGAAGAGGAGGAUCAGCAGAAGCUGAGGCUGCAGAAGCAGGAAGAGGACAGGAUGGAUUGUGCUCGCAAGGAGGGUGGGGUGGACCCCACUCUCCAAGAGCGCCUUUCUCUUCUCAUCCGCACCUUUGAGAACCAGGUGACAAAGGUUCAGGAAGACUCCAUGCUUUCCUCCAAUGAUGUUUUCACCAUUGAACCGGUGGAGGGAGAUAUCUUGCCAAAUUCUUCACUUGAAAUCAGUGUGAUCUUUAAGCCCAAAGAAGCCAGAGUCUACCAAGAGACAGUCUACUGUGACAUCUCAGGCCGUGAGACAAGGCUGCCUCUGUGCAUCAGCGGGGAAGGCAUCGGACCCCAGCUCCGCUUCAACUUUGACCUGCUAGACAUCGGGCAGGUUUUUGUUGGCUCAGCCCUCAGCUAUGAGGCAAUCCUGCUUAACAAAGGAGCCAUCGAUGCUCCCUUCAGCUUGGUCCUUCCAGCUACAGCUCUGGGCUCCUGCUUCACUUUUACCCCGCAGGAGGGCAUCGUUUUGCUGGGGGGAUACCAAGUCAUCCGGAUCUCCUUCAGACCCACUAUUCUGGGGCAGUUCACAGAAGAAUUCAAGUUUAGCGUGGACAGAUCCUCUGAGCCUGUGGCCUUGACUAUCAGCGGCUGUGUCACUGGACCGACAUUUCAUUUUGAUGUACCUUUCCUCUGCUUUGGUGAUGUCUCCUUUGGCUUUCCUCGCACCCUGUGCUGCCGCCUCACUAACACUUCCCCAGUGCCCUUCAACUUCAACCUUCGCAUUCCUGGGGACGGCUCGGGAGCACCCAGCGUGACCAGUUUUGCUCAGGUGUCAGACAGCACUGGUCCGUCGUGGAGAAAGCCAGCACGAGGUGCCAACAAGCCAGCUGAAUUUACUAUCAGGCCCUUGACAGGGACCAUCUGCUCCAAGGGACACUUGGAUAUCCAGGUUACCCUGUGCUCCAACACCGUGAAGAGAUACAAGCUGGCCCUGGUGGUCGAUGUGGAUGGUGUUGGCAGAGAGGUGUUAUCACUGCCCAUCAGAGCCAGAUGUGGCAUUCCCCCGCUGCGAGUGCUCCACCCGGCUGUGACAUUUGGACGAUGCUCUCUCAAAGUCCCUUAUCAGCAGAUGCUGACCCUUGUGAACGACAGCAACCUGCCAGGCUGCUACUGGGCUCUUCCUCAGGAGAACAAGGAUGCUGCUGCUGUGUGGUACUCCAGCCCUGAGCCCCGUGGGAUUAUCCAGCCUCACAGCUCGGUGGAGAUCCCGUUCACACUGGAAGUCCAGGUGACAGGAGAGCAGGACACCGUUGCUCAUGUUGCGGUGUUUGGGAGUAAAGAAUCCCCACUGAAAAUCCAUUUACUGAGCACUGGCGAAGGACCAGUUGUCCACGUGCACCCAAGUGAGAUAAAUUUUGGCAGCAUCCAAGUUCUACAAGAUGCUUCCCGAAGCCUCCACCUCUGCAAUCAGUCUGUCAUCCCUGCAUCCUUCUCGGCAAAGAUGGCUGGCGAAAACUCGUGCUGGAGUAUUGGACCCAGUCAAGGAGUGAUCCCUGCCAAGGCCGAGGUGUCUGUGGUUGUCACUGCAAAUUUGGAUGACACGGAGCAAUUCAAGGACGAGGUGGUGCUGUUCAUUGAGAACAGUCGUGCCUGCGUCAUCCCCGUCCAGGCUGUUGGCGUUGGCACCACGAUUGUCGUUGACAAACCCUUUGGCCCGGAGCUCAAGCUGGGCCCCUGCUUCAGCCUGGAUCCCUGCUGUUACCGCUUCAAGAUGACAAACAAAGGACAACGCACCCAUCUGCUCUAUUGGACCACAGAAGGUGGCACUACACUUGAGCAGCGCAAGCAUCUCCCUCCCGUCAGGAACACCAAGGGCAAGGUUUCCUCCUGCGGCCCCGUGUUUAAGCUUCAGCCGCUGAGGACGGAGCUGAUGCCUGGCCAGACAGCGGAGAUGGUGCUGGAAGGCUCCUGCGGCACCCCCCAGGUGGUGAAGGAGAAGCUGCUGUGUCACGCCAUCGUGGGCAAGGAGGGAGUGAAGAAUCUGAUCAUGCAGGUGGACGUCACGUGCGAGUUCAUUGCUCCCGCCCUGCAACUAUCCAGCAGAGAAAUCCCUUUCCGGGUGGAGAAGCACCCCGGUGAUGUCCUGACUCUUCAGUACAAGCCUCUCUCUUUAAAGAACAUCUGCUGCCUGCCCCUCACUGUGGUCCUUGCCUUAGAGCAGCCCUUCUCCAUCUGCAGUGCGGACCAGCAGCCUCUCCCUGCAGAUGCUCAGCCCACGAAGCUGAGGAGAGGGGAGGAACUUCAACUCUGCGUCGCAUUUAACCCUGCUUACGAGGAGGACUUGCUUAUCCGGGCAGCAGAGAAGGCUCUGAAGAUCAGGUUCCUGGAGCAUCCUCAUGAAGAGCAGGUCACCGUUCGGGGAGAAGUCUACUUCCCGAAUCUCCAGCUCCAGACCACGGCCCUGGACUUUGGCUGCAUCUUGAAUGACACCAAGGACGUGCGUUACAUGGAGAUGAGCAACUGCAGCCCGCUGGUUGUCCAGUACCACUGGUCAUUCCUGAAGGACAGCCAGGUGAACCCAGUGAGGUUCCUGGAGACAGAGCCCCUCGCCUUGGGUGUGGAGGAGGUUUUCGAUAUCCUGCCGCUGCACGGUGAGCUGCAGCCCGGCCAGAGCCAGCGUGUCACCUUCUCCUUCUUCGGCCACGCCAACACCGUCACCCAGGUCACGGCGCUGUGCAGGGUGGAGGGAGGCCCGAGCUAUGAGGUGGCUCUGCGUGGGGAGGCCUCGCGCAUCAGCUACCUCCUGGACACCACCGAGAUCGACUGCGGGCUGCAGGUGUUUAACAAAGUCACGGAAGCAGCGGUGACCCUGCAGAACAGCGGGAAGCUGGGAUUUGCCUUUGUGGUGCUGAGCCCCGGCACAGGCACUGCAGCCAGCCCUCUGCCUGGCGUGCCCCUGGUCGUGCCCAGCACGGGUUACGUUGAACCUGGCAAGCAGCAAGUGCUCAAAGUCUAUUACCUGCCAGGAGUGCCUGGAGUCUUCUGCAGGGCUUUCCAGAUCCAAGUGGGUCACCUGGAGCCAGAGAAAAUCCCGCUGAAAGGAGAAGGGACCUUUCCCAGGAUCCACUUGGACCUGCCCAGGAACAUCAAAGGCAAUGCCAAAUAUGAGAAGAUCCUCCAAAAGGCCAAAGAAAAGGUGGACAAAGGCAGACAGAGAGAGGAGGCCAUUGCUCUGGGGGAGGCUGUGGCAGGCGAGCCCCGCAUGGACGACUCGGGCACCGUGUGGGAUGCUGAGCUGCAGAUGCAGAUGGAGGAGAUGCUUAUUGAGGAGCAUGCCUUGGAGCAGCAGAAAGCUCUCACGUCCCGUCCUGCGGAGGACACUGCCUUUCACCAGCGUGUACAUCGGAGGCUUCUCAAAGCUGAGCUGCCCGAAUACGUCCUGGACCUUGGCUAUGUCGUUCCCGGUGACAUCCACACACGCAUCGUGAAGGUCACCAACACCGGGCACUUCCCUGCAUCUUUCCAUGCCGAUGGAUAUGUCCUGGAUAACACAGGCUUCAGCGUGUGCCUGGACCGUGUGAAGCGCCUGCCCUCCUGUGAGAGCAAGACAUUUGAAGUGUGCUUCGACCCACAAAGUGCCAGCCGGCCUCUGGGAAAGGUGGAUGUGCUCCUGCCCAUCAAGGUCAGAGGAGGCCCCAUAUCGCAGGUCCGCCUCUGUGCCAUCGUGGCUGAGCCGUCCCUCAGCCUCUCCAGGGACAGGCUGGAGUUCUCCGCUGUCCAGUGUGGGCAGUGCCAGGAAGAAACCAUCCAGCUCCACAACACGUUCCAGGUCCCCUGUCAAUGGUCCAUCAGUGUGAAUGAGCCUGUUAAGGAGGUGAACAAACAUCUGCCGGCGAGCGAGCAUCAGAAGCUGCUCGAGGAGAUGAAGUCCGCGCCCUGUGGCUUCGAGGUGCUGCCAUCAGCUGGAACGCUCGCUCCAGGACAGCAGUGCCGUGUCCAAGUCCGUUUUUCACCCACGGAAGAGAAGUGCUACCGGGGUGAGCUGCAGAUCCAGAUUUGCCAGAGCAGCCAACGCCUCCAGGUGCCGGUCUUGGGACGUGGUGUGGAGCCACGGCUGGAGUUCAGCCCCGCGGAGCUCGAGCUGGGACCGCUGCUGCCACAGAGCCAUGGGGAAGAGGGGACAGUGGUGGUGAAGACCCCCUGUGAGGUUUACUCGCUGGAGUUUGACCAGCAGCGCCUUGCUGAGGAGCAGGUGAGAGGGAAGGUCAGGUCUAAUAUCGCUAGCUAUUUUCUACUAGCUCCUUCCCAGCAACAAAAGCACAAGCUCAAAAUUCCCUGAGGGUAGAGACAGCCUGGACAGGCUUCUCAGUGCCUCAGUUUCCCUCCUUGGGAAAUUUUCCACCUUUGGCAUGUGGCUGUACAAAGUGGUGAAGGGCAAAGAGCAGAUUGCCAGGCUGUGUUCACCCUCUUUUCCCUGUGUUCUUCCUCAGUAAACACUGAAGAUGUGCAGUUCCCAUCAGAUCAAGGAGGAAAACACUCUGCUGGGAUCAUUCACACCAGCUCAACUCAUAGCUCAGUCGUUCCCUUCUCCAUUUUUGAUGAAAGCCAGUCCAACAAGGUGGACUCUAAAUCUGCCUGUGGAGAAGAGGAGGAGGAAGGUGUUGAGAGAAGACACAGGACAGCAGAGCAUUGGCAAAGCACCACCAGCAGCAAGGAGGCCGCAGGAGAACUGGACAACAGCCCUGUCUUUAGGGCCAUCGCCCGUCACCUCGGCAUUGAUAUCUCUGCAGAAGGGUGUGCAGCCCAAAACCAUAGAGGGAUUGUCAUCAUUGUCCAUGGGGCACCCCUAACAGGAAAGACAGCAGCAGCAGUUGCCCUGUCCAAGCGUUACGGUGCUGCCUGCUUGUCCAUUGACGCUGUGGUGAAAGAAGCCAUCUCGAGCAGGAGCAGCUUGGCAGGGCUCCAUGCCCGGGAGCUCUGCAUCAGGGCUGCCAUCGAGCAGAGCCAGCAGGAGACAGAGGGUGCUGGUCAAACUGCAGUGGUGUCCCUCAGUCCGCAGCUACACACUGAGGCCACACACUACCCAGGUGCAAGCCGGUCCAGCUCUGAGGGUAAAUCCAGCCUGCAGCCUAAUGGGCUGAGUUCCCAAGGCCAGUCAAUUACUGCAGUGGGCCAGAAAAAGAUGGAUAGCCACACUUCCCAAUCCCAUCAAUGUGUAACGGAUCCCACCAUCUCCCAGGGCUCAUCCAGUUCUCAUCUCACCUUUUCCCUUCCCUCCAUUGCUAUGCAACGAUGGCUGAGCAUUAAUGGCAGCACAGCGGGAGAGCUGGGCUUCAUGAGCUGCGUGCUUCCUGAGGACUUGCUGGUAGCCAUCCUCUCUGAAAGGCUGCAGUUGAGUGACUGCUACCAGGGAGUGGUGUUUGAUGGCCUGGAGACCCUCUUUGCACACACCAUAGCAUCUGCUCUCCUCUGCCUUCUCAAAGCUGUUGGAAAUUUGCCUCAUAUUUAUUUUGUGAACCUGUUUGAAGAUUAUGCUGCUUUUAAAGCCAGGGAAACAGCUGCAAAAGAGCAGGAAGGACGGGAGCAGGAAGAAGCUGCCAGGAGGGAGAAAGCACGUCUCUGGGAGAUGGAUGAGGAUGAGUAUGAUGCCCUCACUGAGGAGCAGAAAACUCAGUUUAAUAACCAUGUACGACAAGUCCAGCAAGAGAGGAAGAGGAGGGAGAUGGCUCAAGUGCUUGCAAAAAAGCACCAGCAGGAGCUAGAGCACUUGAAGAAAGAAAAAGAGCUGAAAAAGAAGUCUAGGCGGGGGAAGAGGGAGCUUGGAAAAGACAAAGAUAAUGCUUUGGGGAAGAAAAGCCAUUCUGGAGUCGGGCAGAACAUUAAUGUAUCCACUGGCAACACCGAUGCACCCAACAGCAACCAGUUGGAUGUCACGGAGGAGCUGGACAAGAAAGGACCUGUAAAGCAGCACCCAGACUCUGUUGCAGAUGACAAAGAAGAUAAGAAAAAGCAGAGCAAGAUUCCCCUGUCAGAUGUCUGCCCUGUGGUGGCACCAAACCCAGAACAGGAGGAAACCAAAACCAAGACCCAGAGUGACAGCGAAAAGAACUUGGCCCUGAGGUUUAAGAUCUACGAGACAUCACAGAAGGAUGUCACCCAUAUUUUAUCAUCCUGGGACAGGGUUCAGGGUAUCCUGCUGAUCCCUUUGAACGAAGAGGAGAUGCAGCAACAAACAGAACAGUGGCGCCAACAUUUAUCCAGCUACAGGACUCGGAAGAGCAGAGAGAAGGAAGGUCUGAAAAGGCUGGAGAAAGAGCGCCUGGAGAAGGAGCGGCUGGAAAAACUGAAGGCUCUUGAGGACUCAAAGUCAUCUCUGCUGGAAGGGGAAGGUGCAGAAGGGUUAACCAGAGACCAGCAUGUUGGGGUGCCCUGCUUGGACAUCAAGGUGCUGCACUCAGAAGAUGUGACCAGGACAAUCCUGGAGAGCAGCAGGCUGCCAGCAGCAGAGCAGAUCCUGGAUGACCUGGGGCUGGGUCCCUCAGGGCCUCCCAUUCCCCCUACCACUUUGUACUCUGUGAUCCACUACCCGGAGAAGCGGGUAGCCCCCACAGUAGGAGAAGCCCUCAAGCACUUCGUCUUUGCUGUGCCAGAAGGUGCUAUUUCAGAAGAAAAGAAAACUGAAAGUCUCCUCCUGGAUGUUCCUAUUGUGCGCACAGUGAAGACCUCAGAAGAGCAGAUCACCCCCACCAAGAGCCAGUCGAGGAAGGAGAAAGCCGCGGGCAGCCGGGAGGCUGUGAGGGAGAGGCAGGGCUCCAGCCGGGGCAGGAAAGGUGUCCAGGGGCGGGGCACAGCAGCACCUCCCCAUCCCCGCAAGGUGCACCGAAGUGUCAUGGACAUGGUCCCACCCCCAGCAACAUGCGUUAGGAGGCUGAGCAGCUGCCGGUGGAUAGUGCCUGCCCACGGUGAGGUAGAACUGAAAGUCUUCUUCAGCUCCACAGAGGUUGGCCAGUUUGAUCAGGUGCUGCAUUUUGAGAUCCUGGGGACAAACCGACUGUACCAGCUGCACUGCAGGGGCACCUGUCUGUAUCCCACCAUCAGCCAGGACCCACGGGUGGUGUUCCCUCACCAGAGGAAGAGCAAGGCAGAUGAUGACAUCAUCUUCAAGCAGUAUGUCAUGGACACUGGUGUAUUCCACUUUGGACCACUGCGGUGUGGGAAGUCAAGAGAGUGGUACAAGGCAUUGCCCCAUCCUAGCAACUGUGAGAAGAUCACCAUCCUCAACAUCACUGCCUUGGAAGCAGAGGUGCAUUUCUGCUUUGAGCAUGAUCUCAAAGCGGACACAUUCCUUUUAGACCCUCCCAGCAUGAAGCUGAAACCAAAUGAGAAGCAGGAGCUGAGCGUUUGGGCAUACCCCACUUCAGCUGGCCUCAUGGAAGACAAUCUCAUCUGCUCCAUUAAUGGCAACCCAGAGCCAGUGGUGUUCCACCUGUGCUGCCAGGGGGUGCAGGUGGAGCUGAGGGUCAGCCCCAGGCAGUUGCAUUUCGACAGGCUGCUGCUGCACAGGAGGGACAGCAAGACCCUGGUCCUGCAAAACUGCACCCCACUGCCUGUGGCCUGGCGACUCAGUGGGCUGGAGAACCUUGGCAAGGACUUCUCUGUGUCUCAAGCUGAAGGCAUCAUUGGUCCCUGCACGGAGUUUGGCGUGCAUUUAUAUUUUAAGCCUAUGAAGGCUCUCAGCAUUAAGAAGACGAUCCGACUAGAGGUUUCAGACACACAAAACGACCUGGGGGUUGCUCACACUGAAAAUAUCCGAGUCUUUGCAGAGGCCUAUGAUGUUGCUCUGAACAUCAGCAUUUCUAAAGGUACAGAUGGCAGCGUGGAUUUUGGAAUCCUUAAAGUCUUGGAGGGUGCAAAGGAAGUGCUGACUCUGAGGAAUAAAGGGAAGUACGAGAUUGCGUACAGUUUCAAGCUGGAAACCACACAUACCAGCAUACCUGACUUGGCAUCCCACUUCACUGUCCAGCCACAGAGGGGCGUGUUGGCUAGCUCUGAGCACUCUGCGCAGGUCCAGCUGCUCUUCCACCCUAAGACGGAACUUAGCAUUGAGAGCAAACCCAUCCUACAGUGCCAGGUGAUUGAUCCCCACAUCUGUGAAGAAGAUGAGACCAUUGCCAUCAUCCCAGUGAGGGUGUCAGCAAAAGCUGUGUUCAGCAAGUACAGCAUUCGCCCUGCCUCACUCAUCAGCUUUGGUGCCAUGGUGAGUGGCACCAGGAAAACCUGCAGCUUCAUGCUGGAAAACAAAGGCAUCCUUGACUUUAAAUUCUUCAUCUACCAAGAAGACCAGGCUGCCCCUCUGUUGCCAAAGAAAAGUGCACAUCAAAGGAAAUCUGCUCACUCCCAAGAGAGUGAAAAUGGAAAGCCAGUGGUUCUGUCAGCCAAGCCAAGCAAGCACUUGUUGCAAAAGGACCCAAACCCUGUCCCACAGGCUCGUCUCACCAUGGGCAUGUUCACAGUGUACCCAGGCUUUGGCACCAUACCUCCUGGGGGCCAGCAGAUGAUCAUGGUGGAGUGCUGUGCAGAGCCGCUGGGGACAUGCAAGGAGCUCCUGUCCAUCGAUGUCAGUGACAGAGACCCCAUGGAUAAUCCUUUUGGCAUCCCGUAUACCCUGUUUGCUGAGUCCUGCCUCCCAGCAUUUGUGGUCGAUGACAUAGAGUCCAUCUUUGAGGAACAUCGAAUCUGCAGCAACAACAACCUCUGCCACAUCCUACGGACAGUGCAAGACAAGGGCAUCUUCAUCACAGAUGAGAACAAGUUUAUCUUCACCGAUGUUCUUAUUGGGCACCAGGCCACAGCUCGCUUCAAGAUCUGCAAUGUGGGCAAAGUCCCCUGUAACGUCGUCCUAUCCAUCAGACCUCUCUCAAGUAAGCUUAACAGCCGUGUUAGUGACAUUUUCGAGGUGGAUCCUCUUCGAAUGUGUAUUCCCAGCUGCUCCCAUGCCUUUGCUACGGUGGCGUUCACUCCCCAAUCGAUGGAGACGUAUCAGUGCACUUUUGAGGCUUCCCUUGAUGUCCGGGCAAGCCGUGCAGCGAUGAAAGCACAAAGCCUGGUCUUUGAUAUCAGUGGAGAUGGGAAUUUGCCUCGGGUGACAGUCCUGUGCCCAGUCCUUCACAAUAAGAGAGGGAACCCUCUGUUGCUCUUCAAGAAGUUGUUGCUGGGUGAUUCAGAAAAACUCCCUCUAGUCCUUCAUAACAGUGGCAUCAUACCUGUCCAGCUGAUGAUUGACCUGUUGGAUGAAGGGGGAGUUUUCUUCUUGAAAGCCAGGCCCACCACACACUGUAUCUACCAAGCUGCAGACAUGAAGGAGGACUCACCUGAAGAAGGAAGCCUCACACCGCUGCCCUGGUCCUGCAUCAAGGGGAAUCAGCAGAGUUUGAUGUGCUUUUCAAACCCACCCUGGCACAACGUGUGAAAGGGAAGAUCUGCCUGUCAGUGGUGGACAACCCA
Molecule: messenger RNA, 11427 nt
Organism: Pezoporus occidentalis (night parrot)
Lineage: Eukaryota; Metazoa; Chordata; Aves; Psittaciformes; Psittacidae
Gene: HYDIN
Product: HYDIN axonemal central pair apparatus protein
Exons: 60
Biological process (GO): axonemal central apparatus assembly; cilium movement
Cellular component (GO): axoneme
Source: RefSeq, a predicted model, not a curated record